This is a messenger RNA of Salvelinus sp. IW2-2015, 669 nucleotides long. Its product is annotated as proteasome maturation protein. Gene Ontology annotation, cellular component: nucleus; cytoplasm. The record is from RefSeq and is a predicted model, not a curated record. NCBI's taxonomy places the organism in Eukaryota, Metazoa, Chordata, Actinopteri, Salmoniformes, Salmonidae. Gene Ontology annotation, biological process: proteasome assembly.
GCCACGACAUCAUAGAAGAAGAAAAAUAAGUGUCGUCACAACUAACGCGACCCUGACCGGAAGUUUUGUACUAAAAGUGGAAACAGCCGCAUCACAGGCACAAUGAAUACUCGUGGACUACGAUCACAGCUUAAGGACAGUGUACCGGUGAUGGGCAUGGGUCAACACAUUGGGGCUUAUGGCGUUCAGGACACACUCAGGAGCGGGUUCAGCAGUGUGAAAAAUGAGCUGCUCCCCAGCCAUGUGCUGGAGCUGUCAGAAAAGAAUUUUCAGCUGAACCAGGACAAGAUGAACUUCUCCACCCUCAGAAACAUCCAGGGCCUCCACGCUCCCCUGAAACUGCAGAUGGAGUACAGGGCCGCCAGACAGAUCCAGCGCCUUCCGUUCCUGCAAAGCUCACACCUGGCCCUGGACACUCUCAAAGGGAACGAUGAGAGCAUCAGCUUUGAGGACAUCCUCAACGACCCAGCCCAAAGUGAGAUGGUGGGUGAGCCCCACAUCAUGGUGGAGUAUAAGCUGGGCCUGAUGUGAGAGCCGUCAGACCCCCGGAUGUUUGUGUUUACCCUCUGUUCACUUCCUCAUAUGAGACAGCACUCAAGACUUUCGUAUCGUUGGAUUCCUUUGUUUCUAAUAAAUCCUAUAACUCAACAAUGUUGUUGAUCUAUUACA